This is a messenger RNA of Echinostoma caproni, 417 nucleotides long. The record is from the annotation of a GenBank genome assembly. NCBI's taxonomy places the organism in Eukaryota, Metazoa, Platyhelminthes, Trematoda, Plagiorchiida, Echinostomatidae.
AUGUACGACGCUCGUUGGGUGACGCUGUUCGUUUUUUCCAUCAUCCUGUUCGCUUGCAAAACCAGUGUUCAAUGCGCUCAGCCAAAUGACGGACGAUGGAUGUCAGUUGCUGCCGCGAAACGUUCCUCCGUACGACAGUCACGGAAAACAAAAUCCAGCUAUGAAACUUGGACAAAGGAAUGGUCAGAUAAAGCGGGCGCCAAAGCGGAGGAUGCGGUAGGCGAAAAAUGCCAUGAAUUGCGACUGACCGUGGAAGGCUCGUUGGCGACACCGAUCCAACCGGAAGAGAGCCAUUACUGGAUUGAAACGCUGGUGUUUGCCGAUCAUACGGUGCGUGGACGUUUCGCCUCAUUGGAUGAAGCACAGGAUUAUGUGAUCACUCUGAUGCGUAUGGUGAGUACAGUCGUUGAGGAGUGA